This is a messenger RNA of Phlebotomus papatasi, 2043 nucleotides long. RefSeq lists its product as uncharacterized. The record is from RefSeq and is a predicted model, not a curated record. The coding region runs from base 30 to 1913 and encodes 627 amino acids. Lineage: Eukaryota; Metazoa; Arthropoda; Insecta; Diptera; Psychodidae. Gene Ontology annotation, cellular component: membrane. The transcript has 3 exons. Gene Ontology annotation, molecular function: ligand-gated monoatomic ion channel activity.
UGGAUUUUAUAUCUAGCAGUAUUUCAAAAAUGAAAAAGUUCAAUUUAAUAGUAAUUUCAUUGCUUCUUGUGAAUUUGGGAGUUUGUGAAAAGAAUACUGAAAAAAGUUACAAAAUUCCCAAAGUGAAAUUUGGUAAUCCUCUGUCUAAAGCCAUGGCAACCAUUAUUAAAACUUUCUAUAGUAUUGAAUCACCUCAGUUAACUAUUGUACGAGUAGCUGAUAAUCAUGAAAAUGAAAUACUGCAGUCGGGAAUUAUCAAUGAGAUUCUCUACGAUGUCAAAGGUCUUAUACUGAUCCGGUUGCAAUCAUACGAUAGUAGAGAGCAUACCUUUAGAAGAUAUUUUAACGUACUUGUAGUAGAUUCCUACGAAUCUUUUCGAAAAAUACUUAACGGUGGUGGCAAAGACGCCUUUGACUUCACUGGGUAUUACACAAUAAUUCUGACGAGUGUUCUAGAGAACUACAGAGAAGAAGUGUACAAAAUCCUUAAAGAUUGUUAUCGGUCGUAUAUCAUCAAUGCGAACGUAAUAACAUUCGAUCCUUCGAACAUAGAAAAGGCCUUUGUGUUCACUUACUUCCCUUACACUACUGAGCACUGUAAUCAUGUUAAACCUGUCAUCAACGGCGUUUUUGAGAAUGAAACAUUAGAGAUGUAUUCAAAACUCUUUUCGAACAAAGUCAGUAACUUUCACCGAUGCAACAUUACUGUAGGUACCAUUGAAUAUCCACCGUUUAUGAUCCUCAAGUAUCAAGGAAAUGGUAGUUACUACUACGAUGGAUUCGAAGGGAUUAUUACAAGAGUCCUUGGGCAACGUCUCAACUUUUCUUUGAUUUUAAAGACCUCCGUCGAUCGUUGGGGCGUCGUGAAUGGGGAAAAUUCAACGGGAUUAAGUAGACUGCUCUUAAAAGGGGAAGUUAAUUUUACAAUUGGAUCAUUCGCAGCAACAUUUUCUCAUAAUGGAUCAUUCACAAAUACCAUUUCAUACUACGGAACUCCCUUAACCCUUCUUGUUCCACCUGGAAGGGCCUAUACACACAUGGAAAAGCUUUUCUUACCAAUGAAGUAUAUAAUUUGGAGUUGUAUUUCAACUAUAUUUAUCAUAUCAGCAGUUGUUGUGUCCAUAUCCAAGUUUAUAAGACCGCAUAGGAGGGCAUUCAUCUUUGGUAGGAAGAACUACUUUCCGUACAUCAACACCAUCAACGUUUUUCUAGGAGGAGUCGUACCUAUCACUCCGAUGAGAAAUUUUGCCCGGUUUUUGCUCAUGUUGUGGAUUCUAUCGAGUCUAGUUAUUAGGUCUAGCUAUCAAGGAUCCCUAUUCAACUUCCUUAAAGAUCAUAGGAAUGCAUCGAUUGCAGAUACCUUUCCAAAAAUGAUAAAGGAAGGAUUUAAAAUUUACGGUUCUGAAGCUAUACGAAAAUACUUCUCUUCAAAUGAUGUUUACUUAUCCGUGUUUAGAAAUAUAUCAGUGAGAGAAUUGGAGGACUACAAAAUGAAAAGUACUACUCCAGGAUUUAAGGGAGCUGUCGUGGCAUCGGCUUUCAACAUAGCGUACUUGAAUGAAAAGUACCACAGUCACAACAUCCGCUUCCGGAGGAGCAAGGAACAAAUAGUUCUACUCUACAUCUGUAUCUACUUGAGAAAAUACUCUUAUCUGACAAAACCUUUUGACAAGGAACUCUGGAGAUAUGUUGAAAGUGGCCUCAUCAAUCGCUGGUUAUCAGUGUUCUAUAAUAAACAGUAUCUCAAAGAUACACCAGAUAAAUCCAUACCUCAAGCUUUAACAUUUGAUCAAUUGAGUGGAAUUUUUAUGGCCUAUGUCAUUUUGCUAGUAUUCAGCUUCAUGGUUUUCCUUUUAGAAGUUCUUUCCCGAAAAUCACGUGUUCUACGUGCUUUAUGUAACUUUUUAAAUUAAUCACACAGUAUAAAAAAUAAAAUUUGAAUUGCAAAGUGUGUAAAAUUUUACAAAAAAAAUCAAAUCUCAUUUUCAGCAAAAAUGUGUAAUUUAAAAUAUCCAGAAAAUACACAAUUUUAUCGAAACUUUA